Diplodia corticola is the source of this 1278-nucleotide messenger RNA. RefSeq names its product major royal jelly protein. The record is from RefSeq and is a predicted model, not a curated record. The transcript has a single exon. Bases 1 to 1278 code for a protein of 425 amino acids. NCBI's taxonomy places the organism in Eukaryota, Fungi, Ascomycota, Dothideomycetes, Botryosphaeriales, Botryosphaeriaceae.
AUGAAGCUCCUUGCCUUUGCUUCGAUAUUUGCCCUCGUCUGUGGCCAGGUCACCUACCAAGACGCUUCUGGUACAAUUCUGCGCACAGACAAUGGGACGUAUGGACCUCCCUUGGAGGAAUUCCAUUAUUAUUAUGACCAAUGGCCUAUCGGGCUAGCCAUCUCAAGCACCGGGAGGCUGUUCGUCUGCUACACGCGUGGUCAGUAUACCUUCACGCUUGGUGAAGCAGUAAACAAGACUGCCGAGGCUCCUUACCCCUCGGCCGAAUUGAACCUCGCCGUCUCUGCCCUCAACACCAGCUACAACGGCAUUCCAUUCGGCAGUGCCGACUCCAAGGGGCUGAUCAGCGUCCAGGCGCUGUACAUCACGCCGAAAACAACAGACCGCGAUGAAACACUUUGGGCGCUGGAUACCGGACGAGCAUCUAUCAUGGAUUCGCAAGGAGAAGUCACCGUGCCAUAUGCUCAGCCCGGAGGCCCAAAGCUGGUGGGAAUCUCGCUCAAUAAUGAUUCGAUCUACGAGACUUUCACAUUUCCUGCCAAUGUCCACUAUCCAGACAGCUACAUGAACGAUGUUCGUUUCGACCUCCGCCCGAACGUAACCUCCGGCGGCAAGGGUGUUGCCUAUAUCGUUGACUCCAGCGACGAAGGACGUCCCGGCUUCAUCAUACUCGACCUCGGAACAGGCGAAUCGUGGCGGCGCCUUACCCAAGACCCUUCCGUACUCCGGGUUGACAGCGAUGUCCCAAGCUACCAAGGCCAUCCUUUCUACCAGCGCAGCGUGGGUCAACCCAUCGGCCAUCUUCGCGAAGGCCUUGACGGCAUCCAGAUCUCGCCAGAUGGCAAAACCAUUUACUACUCUCCACUCACUGGAAACUACCUGUACUCGGUUCCGGCAGCCAAUCUCCUUGAGCGUGACGACGAUGCAUUGGCUGAGCGUGCUGCCAAGAACAACGUCUCGAACCUCGGGCAGCGGGGCGGCAACGCCAAUGGCUUCGAGGGUGACUCAAACGGCUUGAUCUAUCAGCUCGUGCCAGAGCACAACGCAGUUUUCUACUACGACCCGAAUGACCUUCAGACGCAUGGCUACAUACACGAUCCAAGGAUUCUCUGGCCGGACUCAGCCAGCGUGGGUGAGGAUGGAUACUUUUACGUGAAUAUCAAUCAACUACCAUACCAGCCGAUGUGGAACAACGGCCAGGACUUGAGAAUCCAUCCGGGGGCAGUACUGAGGGCCAAGCUGCCGAAUGAUGGUACCAAAAUCAUGGGCGUCUAUUAG